GGCUGGAGAGCAGUGGCUAUUCACAAGCCCAAUCCCAUUACUGAUCAGCAUGGGAGUUCUGACCUGCUCCAUUUCUGAACUGGGCUGGGACAUCCCUUCUUAGGCAACCUGGCGGUCUCCUGUUCCCGGGAGGUCACCAUACUGAUGCUGAACUUAGUGCGGACACCCAAUCAGCAUAGCACACUACAGCCCAGAAUUCCUGGACUCAAGGGAUCCUUCUUCCUUUGCCUCUCAAGUAUCUGGGACUACAGACAUGUGGCCGAUGGGACUUUAGAAAUUAAAAACCGUGUUGUAGGUGACAUCAGUGAAAAUGGUGGAAUAAAGACACUCGAAAAUUCAUCCCUUCAUAAAAGCAACCACCACCACAAAAAUGGCCAUAAAGGAGCAGUGUGAAGAAGAAGAAGCGAGAACGACCCCCGGACCAACAAAAGCCCAUGCGACGCUGUAUCCCAUGCCCAGCGCCUACGUCCCGCCGCCGUCGCCACCAUGCCCGAGAGAAAGGCUGAAGGGGAUGCUAAAGGAGAUAAGGCCAAGGUGAAGGAUGAACCACAGAGAAGAUCCGCGAGGUUGUCUGAUAAACCUGCUCCUCCAAAGCCAGAGCCCAAGCCUAAAAAGGCCCCUGCAAACAAGGGAAAGAAGGUACCCAAAGGGAAAAAGGGAAAAGCUGAUGCUCGCAAGGAAGGGAAUAACCUUGCAGAAAACGGAGAUGCCAAAACAGACCAGGCACAGAAAGCCGAAAGUGCUGGAGAUGCCAAGUGAAGUGUGGGCA
Cebus imitator (Panamanian white-faced capuchin) is the source of this 769-nucleotide messenger RNA. RefSeq names its product non-histone chromosomal protein HMG-17-like. The coding region runs from base 487 to 759 and encodes 90 amino acids. Gene Ontology annotation, molecular function: nucleosomal DNA binding. The transcript has a single exon. Gene Ontology annotation, biological process: chromatin organization. Gene Ontology annotation, cellular component: chromatin; nucleus. NCBI's taxonomy places the organism in Eukaryota, Metazoa, Chordata, Mammalia, Primates, Cebidae. The record is from RefSeq and is a predicted model, not a curated record.